This is a messenger RNA of Coffea arabica (coffee), 675 nucleotides long. Lineage: Eukaryota; Viridiplantae; Streptophyta; Magnoliopsida; Gentianales; Rubiaceae. The record is from RefSeq and is a predicted model, not a curated record.
AUGUUGCGGGGAUACAAGCACAUUCUUGAGGAUUUUCUGGGUAUUGGAGGAGGUGUCAGUGGAGGAGCAAGUGGUGGUGCUGGAAUUGGAGGAGGUGCAAGUGGUGGUGCUGCUGCUGGAGGUGGCGUUGGAGGAGGUGCUGGUGGAGGAGGUACAGGUGGUGGUGCUGCUGCUGGAGGUGGCAUUGGUGGAGGUGCUGGAGGAGGUGUAGGUGAUGGUGCUGGUACUGGAGCUGGUAUUGGAGGAGGUACCGGUGGAGGAGCAGGUGGUGGUGGUAGAGUUGGAGGCAGUGCAGGUGGUGAUGCUGGUGCUGGAGAUGGCAUUGGAGGAGGUGCAGGGGGUGGAGAUACGGGUAGAGCAGGCGGGGGAGUAGGAGGAAGGGCCGGUGGAGGCAUUGGUGGUGGUGCCGGAGGUGGAGCAGGUGGAGGUGUAGGAGGAAGGACUGGAGGAGGCCUUGGUGGAGGUGCUGGAGGUAGGGUCGGUGGCGGAAUAAGGGGUGGAGCAGGUGGUGGCUUUGGGAAAGGUGGAGGUAUAGGAGGUGGUGCAGGCGGUGGUUUUGGGGCUGGAGGAGGUUUUGGUGGAGGGCAUGGGGGAUUUGGUAAGGGUGGAGGAGUUGGCGCGGGCGGUGGAUUCAGAGGCGGGACUAGUCCUGGAAUUGGACGUUGCAAAUUGUGA